GCUGCGUGCAGGGAAAGUUUUGCUGCGACCGGAGGCGUUAGGAGGAGGGGGAGAGAGCGGAGCUCCCUCAGCCCCGGGCGCGCAGCCACCGCCGGAGGAGGAGACCCGGGAGCAGCCGCCGGCUCCCAGCCAGACCCCGGGCACUUUCUCCGCCACGCACAUGGGGUGGGAGCCGCUGCCAGCCGCUGGGGAGCGCGGAGCCCGGAGUCCCUUAGCCCCAGCGCCGCCGCCGCCGCCGCCUGGUGCCCGGGUAGCAGCUCAGCAUGGUGCGCGGACCCGGGGAGAGGAGCUGAGCGCCGCCGGAGGAACGAGGGAAGAGCCGCGCCGAGCCCCCGGGAUUAGUUCCCAGCCCCGGAUGGGGGACUGGAUCCGCCGGCCUCGGGCAGCAGCCGCUGUCCUGGUGCUGCUCCUCGCCCGCUUCUCCCUCAGCGCCGCCGUGGAGGAGAAGAAAGUUUGCCAAGGAACAAGUAACAAGCUGGCCCAGCUGGGGAACAUGGAGUACCAUUUCAUCAGCCUGCAAAGGAUAUAUAACAAUUGUGAGGUGGUCCUUGGCAAUCUGGAGAUCACAUAUGUGACACGCAAUCAUGAUCUUUCGUUCCUGAAGACCAUACAGGAGGUUGCAGGCUAUGUGUUAAUAGCACUCAACAACGUGGAUAGCAUUCCACUGGACAAUCUCCAGAUCAUCCGAGGAAACGUGCUUUAUGAGAACUUUUACGCACUGGCAAUUUUUUCCAAUUAUCACACAAAUAUAAAUAAAACCAGUGGACUCAGGAAUCUGCCAAUGAAACGAUUAUCAGAAAUUCUUAAUGGAGGAGUUAAAAUCAGCAACAAUCCACAACUGUGCAACAUGGACACAGUUCUGUGGGACGACAUUAUUGAUUUGAACAAAAAACCUGUAAUACAGUUGGAAUAUCAAAAUAAUCUGGCUGAUUGUUCCAAGUGUCAUCCAAAUUGUACAGAAGACCACUGUUGGGGUGCCGGCAUAGAGAACUGCCAGACAUUAACAAAAGUCAUCUGUGCCCAGCAGUGUUCAGGCCGAUGCAGAGGAAGGGUGCCCAGUGACUGUUGUCAUAACCAGUGUGCCGCUGGUUGUACAGGGCCUCGCGAGAGUGACUGUCUGGCAUGCCGCAAGUUUCGCGAUGAAGCGAUGUGCAAGGAUACUUGUCCACCGUUAGUGCUGUACAACCCGACCACCUAUCAGAUGGAUGUCAACCCAGAUGGAAAAUACAGCUUUGGAGCCACUUGCGUGAGAGAAUGUCCACAUAACUAUGUGGUUACAGACCACGGCUCGUGUGUUCGCUCGUGUAAUAUCGAUACCUAUGAAGUGGAAGAAAACGGUGUUCGGAAAUGUAAAAAAUGUGACGGGCCAUGUAGCAAAGUCUGCAAUGGGAUUGGAAUAGGUGAACUGAAAGGGAUUCUCUCCAUAAAUGCUACAAAUAUUGACUCUUUCAAAAAUUGUACCAAGAUCAAUGGGGAUGUCAGCAUUCUGCCAGUAGCAUUUCUAGGUGAUGCCUUCACCAACACGCAACCACUGGACCCAAAGAAACUGGAUAUCUUCAAAACAGUAAAAGAAAUAUCAGGAUUUUUGUUGAUUCAAGACUGGCCUGCAAAUGCCACAGAUCUCUCUGCUUUUGAAAAUCUGGAGAUUAUACGAGGCAGAACAAAGCAACAUGGUCACUAUUCUCUUGCCAUUGUUAACCUAAAGAUACACUCUCUGGGAUUGCGCUCCCUCAAGGAAAUAAGUGAUGGUGAUGUCGCCAUUAUGAAAAACAAGAACCUCUGCUAUGCUGAGACAAUGAACUGGAAUAAGCUCUUUGUGAUAGAAACUCAGAAAACAAAAAUCAUAUCCAACAGAAAUCAAGACGAAUGCACUGCUGCAAAACAUGUUUGUGACCCCUUAUGCUCAGAAGUAGGCUGCUGGGGUCCAGGGCCCUUCCAUUGCUUUUCCUGUCAUCAUUUCAGUCGCCAAAGGGAAUGUGUGAAAAAAUGCAAUGUUAUGCAAGGGGAGCCAAGAGAAUUUGAAAGAGAAUCUGAAUGUCUUCAGUGUCACCCAGAAUGCCUGGUGCAAAAUUCAACUGCCUACAAUGCAACCUGCACAGGACCUGGUCCUGACAACUGCAUGAAGUGUGCCCACUAUAUAGAUGGCCCUCACUGUGUUAAAUCCUGCCCUGCUGGAGUUCUGGGUGAAAAUGAUACACUAGUCUGGAAAUACGCUGAUGAAAAUUCAGUGUGUCAGCUCUGUCAUCCGAAUUGUACACGUGGGUGCAAAGGACCAGGUCUUGAAGGCUGUCCAUUGGGCUCCAAAAUCCCAUCCAUUGCAGCUGGUGUUGUGGGAAGUAUCCUUUGUUUGGUUGUGAUAGCCUUGGUCAUAGGGCUUUACAUGCGCAGACGUCACAUAGUUAGAAAGCGUACAUUGCGCAGGCUGCUUCAGGAAAGGGAGCUUGUUGAACCUCUAACACCAAGUGGCGAGGCGCCAAACCAAGCUCUUCUGAGGAUUCUAAAGGAAACAGAAUUUAAAAAGGUCAAAGUUCUAGGCUCUGGAGCUUUUGGUACUGUUUAUAAGGGGCUCUGGAUUCCAGAAGGAGAGAAGGUUAAAAUUCCUGUUGCUAUUAAGGAAUUGAGAGAGGCUACCUCCCCAAAAGCCAACAAGGAAAUACUUGAUGAAGCUUAUGUGAUGGCUAGCGUUGACAAUCCCCAUGUGUGCCGCUUGCUGGGAAUCUGCCUUACUUCUACCGUCCAGCUUAUUACACAGCUAAUGCCUUAUGGCUGCCUCCUUGACUACAUCCGAGAGCACAAGGACAACAUUGGCUCCCAGUACCUUCUCAACUGGUGUGUGCAGAUUGCAAAGGGAAUGAGCUACUUGGAAGAACGUCGCUUGGUGCACCGUGAUCUGGCUGCCAGGAAUGUCCUUGUGAAGACUCCUCAACAUGUGAAGAUCACUGACUUUGGACUGGCAAAACUGCUUGGUGCUGAGGAAAAAGAGUACCAUGCAGAAGGAGGCAAAGUUCCUAUCAAAUGGAUGGCUUUGGAGUCCAUUUUACACAGAAUCUACACCCAUCAAAGUGAUGUCUGGAGUUACGGUGUCACCGUUUGGGAAUUAAUGACAUUUGGAUCAAAACCGUAUGAUGGCAUCCCAGCCAGUGAAAUUUCAUCUGUCUUGGAGAAGGGCGAGCGUUUGCCCCAGCCUCCUAUCUGUACUAUUGAUGUCUACAUGAUCAUGGUCAAAUGCUGGAUGAUAGAUGCAGACAGUCGCCCCAAGUUUCGUGAGCUGAUAUCAGAAUUCUCCAAAAUGGCUCGAGACCCUCAGCGCUAUCUUGUUAUACAGGGAGAUGAAAGAAUGCACUUGCCAAGCCCUACAGACUCCAAGUUUUAUCGGACUUUGAUGGAAGAGGAGGACAUGGAGGACAUUGUUGAUGCAGAUGAGUACCUCAUUCCACACCAGGGAUUUUUCAACAGCCCCUCCACAUCCCGGACUCCCCUCUUGAGUUCAUUGAGUGCUACCAGCAACAAUUCAGCCACAACCUGCAUUGAUAGAAAUGGGCAGGGAUACUCUGUGAAGGAUGACAGCUUUGUCCAGCGCUACAGUUCAGAUCCAACUGGCAUCUUCUUGGAAGACAGCAUAGAUGAUGGCUUCCUGCCUGCUCCAGAAUAUGUCAAUCAGUCAAUCCCCCAAAAAACAUCGGCAUUUGUAGUACAGAAUCAAAUCUACAACAACAUCUUCCUCCCAGUAAACCCAAAGCCCUCUACAGCUUCAAGCUAUCAGAAUUCUCACAGCACAGCAGUUGACAACCCAGAGUAUCUCAACGCAAACCAGUCUCCUUUUGUCAAAACGGUUUUUGAGAGUUCCCCCUACUGGGACCAAACAGCCAAUCACCAAAUGAAUCUGGACAAUCCUGACUACCAACAGGACUACUUUCCUAAGGAAACUAAGCCUAAUGGCAUCUUUAAAGUUCCUGCAGCAGAAAAUUCUGAAUACUUAAGGGUAGCAGCACCAAAAAAUGAAUACAUUGAAGCCUCAGCAUGACCACAGAAAAACUCUCUCUUCUUGCAGUAAUACAAACUAAAAUCCAGAUGAACAACCUGGCUGCUGCAGGAUCAAGCUAUGAACUGACAGAAGAGCAAUCACAAUUCACUGACAGACACGCUUUUCCUUUCAAGCCGGUGGGCUGAAUUCACCAAGCUCAUUUUACUAUAUAUUUUGAGCUUUUCCUUGUCCAUCCACAUACAUAACGUAGGCACAUACCGUACACAUGCAUGCAUGUUGGACUAGAGCAAGAACUUCCUGCAGAUAAGAAAUUGCAGAUGCAUUCCUUUUUAUUUUCAAAUGGUAGCAUUAUAAAAAGCCAUUUUGGGAUUAACUGUAAGAAUUCCUUUCUACAAUGCAUAUUUUUAUAAACAUUUCUAAUGGAAUUUUUGGAUCUUUUACAAGAUGAGACGCUUGUUGUACUGUUAUGUGACUCUCGGACCACAAGGGGAAAAAAGAAGCAAUACGUUAUUAAAUCCCCUGAGAAGAGGUUGUUGUUUUUUUUCUUUCAAACUCUUGAAAGUUGAAUAGCUGUUCCAAAUUAUUGGAUCUUAAAUAUUGACUUCAUUUACUGUACUGGUACAAACAGAGGGGGAAAAUGAGUCAGAGAGAAGUGUGAAGAUUCUGCUUGAUGAAGUCGUUUUUAAAAUGGAACAGGUUGGUGAAAUUUUAUAACCCGCAGUGUAUUUAGCACAAGGACUGGAUGGCAGCACACAUUACUUUACUGACCACUACUGUUGGAGACCAGCAGGAAGAACUCAGCACACAGAAGAGUUGUUUGUAAAUGUUUAUAAAAUACUCACAAGUCUGUUUUCUGUAUGUUGAAUGCAAGCCUUUUUUUUUUAUUCUAUUGGCUAGCUCUAGAUUUGUCAAAUUACAUUUUUAACAAAAAUUUUAAAGAUGUUGCUAUGACUGAAAAAUGAAGUGUCAGUUCCCUUUGUCUCAAUUUCAUUUGGACAGACUUUCCAUAAAGAGCAAGGAAAUGCAAAAGGUGUUAAUUGGGUUAUUUAUGAGAGAGCUGGUGAUCAGAAUGCAACUGCACUAAAUUAAACUUGGCUAAGACAAAAAUGCAAAAAAAUGCAACCUAAGGAAAUGAGAUUUUGUUGGUUUUUUUUUAAAUAGCUCAGUCAAAAUACGUUUUUCCUGUAUAAAAAUUGCAAAGAAAAGGGGGGAAAAUACAACAGUAUACUCUGUUAAACUUGUGGCAGAAUAUUGCCAAUUGUUGUAUCAUUGUGCAGGAGUCUGUUGUCUCUUACACGACUGCAGCUGCUGUAUUAGGGUGAUCUUCUUUUAUGCGAGGUAUAAAGAAAAUACAGAGAUAAUUGAUCAAAGAAGAAAAAGAAUAGUCUGAGGUGUUUGAAUGCAGUUGCUUAGUUUACUCUUCUGAAAUCAGGGGCUGGGAAUGCCACAGGCUUCUUUGAAGUCCAAGCCUGGUUGUCUAAUUGUCACAGUGGAAUAGUCCAAAUCAAUAUUUGGUUUAAUAAUAAAUAUACAAUAUAUCUAUUGUACAUAAAACCAUUGUAGCACAAAAAGUUACAGAGAUUGGUUCUCUUUAAGUUGUGUGUAGUUUUUAAAACUCCUGCAGUUCUUUUAAUACCUUUUGUUAACAUUUUUGCUGUCUUCUUUGAAAGGAGUAGGAAAAAAAUGGUUAAAGCAUUCAUUCAAAGAGUAAUAGUAAUAUGGAGGCAUCCCUCCAUGGCCUUGGUGGAAGGAAUAUUUUAGCCAAAUAGUUGGAUCUGAAGCGAGAUUUGAAUCAAGCGAUUUGCAUGCUAAGAGCCAUAAUUAAUAGUUAAUCAUUGGAAAAUUACUUGAUGACAUAAAAACUCAAGUACAAAAAAUAUGUAACAUUUAUACUUGAGACAUCAAUGCAACCUAUAGCAUCAGGGAAUGGUCAAAUUUCACUCCUCCUCUGCUAUGUUUGGAAUACCUCAACGUAAAUUCCAGUUGAAAUAUUGCAUUUGAGUCCAGAAUCAGGCCCAAAACCCUUAAAAUGUUGUCAUGGCAGGUUUGUUGGGGGGUGGGGGCAUGAAGACUGGCAGUGUAAAAUCUCUCAUGUUAGAUCAAUGCAAUGCAGGCUGUCAUUGAAAACCAGUACACGUAUAAUAAUGUGUCUCUAACAGUACAAGGUCUGGAGCUGGAGCGGAAAUGUGAUCAAUGUAUUGUCAUCCUCUUUGGGCACAUCUCACUCACAAUGAUUGAAGCCCAGCCACAACCUUACAGAGAAUAUGUAACAACUUGUAUUAUUUCCUUGUAACUAAAACACGGAAAAAAAUUCUGCUCUCAAGUACACUUUUCCUCUGAUCUAUACUUGUGUACCUGAGAGCAAAAGUUUGUCCCAAUACCAUGUUCAAAAUGUGCCAGAUACACACAUGCUCACAUAGACAUACACAGUCAUUUUAGCAAUCUUUUUUUUUUCCCCAUUAACAAACUCACAAGGGGAUUAUAUGUUUGUCAAAUGACUUUCCAACAGAAGUUAUGGAUCAUUUACUAAGUCUACUACUCAAAGCAAUACAGUACUAUAUCUUCUCCGACAGUCUUCCCAAUGCUAUUCCCAAAAUGUUUCCGUGACAUUUUUAGCUUUUAAAAAUGGUUAUUAAAAUAAAAAAAGUAGCACUAUAAGUUACCAGCAUUAUGUAGCAUGGAAACUAUUUAAUACAGAUUAACCUCUCUACAUUUUUUAAAUGGUUCCUGGAGGAUUUUGUAACAUGACCACCGUGAAAGCCAAUGAGAGUCACACAGCUAUAUCCUUUAAGAGUGUUUAAGAAAUCUAAGGUUGAGUUCUCUUUUUUAUUUAUUUUUUAAUGGAAAACAUAGCAGAGAGAAUAUGGGAGCCAGCUUCUGAUGCAAGACUGUCUGUAAUUUAUGAACUGUCCUAAUUUAUGUAGUACAGACUCUAGGUUUAUGAACUAACAAUAUUUUUAAAUAAUUCUGAUAAAUGCGUCGUGAUUUCCUAAUAGGGAGCCCUAAGUUAUUCAGACCCCAGCAGAAAAGAAGGGCAAUGAGCACAUUAGCAUGUCAGCUCAGCUUCAUUGUACCAAACCAUUUCAAUGCACUUAAAAUAAGUAAAUGUGUGGUUUAAAUGAUCUGUUUUUUUUUUUUUUUACUGGAGCACUCAAAUUGUGCAGCAGCAAAGAUUCCACUUUAUAUUGUAGAGAUCUAAAUGAAUCCAUGGGAGUUAUGCAUCACUUUCACCUUUGUUGUGGAAUCCUGAUACUCUGCUGUUAUACUGUAUCCAGGAUUAUAACUCUUCUCCUUCUGCAUCUCAGGCAAUUUAGUCAGGCCUCUCUAUAGCUGAGAUAAAGGUGAACCAUCUCAGCUGGUAGUAAUCUAAAAUCCCAUAUCCUUUCAGUGGGAAGUCACUAGAGGGCAACAGUGAGCAUAUACGCCUGUACACAGGCAUAAAGGCAAUGAUAAAUUACACUUCAAGAUCUCUUACAGAUCACCUCCCCUAGAGUGUGCUAGAUUUCAGUGUAAAUCGUACAGUUUCAUAUGAUGACUAUGAAACAGCUGUGCGUCACCACUCAGUGAUCUACUAUAAAACAAUCAAACCAACCUAAGUGGCCAGUGAAGUAUCACAAAGCCCACCUAGCUUUAUCUGUCCAUAACCAGUUUGCUAGAAGAUUUAUGAAUCUAGCCCCAGGAUCCAACUGAUAUGAAACAGACUGUAGGUAUAAUUGAACAAUAUUUCACUGGUAUCCAAGUUGCUCACUUGUCUUUGUCACACGAGGUUAUUAGUUGCUGUGUUGGAAUGGGAUUUUGUAUUAUAGAGAAGGUCUGUAUAACAAGAAAUGAUUUUUAUUAUAUUUAAAGUGUGUUUACAGAUGUAUUGCUAUAUAAAUUAUUGCAGCACUAGAGUAGAACCUAAUUAUAACGUAGACUAUAUAUAUGUAUAUAUUGCAUUUUUCCUGGGCAUUCAGAGUGGUCUCCAUUAUAAAGUGAUCAGAGCUCCUCCAGUUUAAAACUAGGAGAGUAGCUAAAGGGGGAAUCUUCUUGCAAUAUCUGAGCAAAACUCAGAUUCUCCUUUUGAGCAGUUUGCAAGGAAAUUAAAAUUGCAAGUUGAUUAAUAAUAAAGCAGCAGCAAUUAUGCCAUUAUGAUUAAGAGUCUGUAGUCAGGUCCAUUAUAAAAGAGUUUCCCUAAAUACUAAUACAUGAUAGACCGAACCAUUUUAAAGAGUGGUCUAUCAGGAGUUGUGUGCAUAAAAUGUCUUUUUAAAAAAUAUGCCUGAAUAGAGACAGAUCCACCAGAGCACAACAGCUUUUAAAGGAUCAUAGACUCUCACAUGGGAAGGAGUUUUAAAAUACUGCCUCUAAUUUCUCACAUAAAGAGGAGUGACUCUGAACAGCAUUGUGUGUACUUACUUAAUUGGCUGCAAAUUGUUUUGUUUUGCACUGGGAAGGAGUUGGCUUGGGAAAUUUGGAAAAUGUUUCAGUAUAUCAUAUAAAGUGAACUUUCUGCAGGGUCCGAUGCCGUUGUCUCAUUUUCAAGUGAAGCGAAAUAACCUGAUGAAUUUCUUUGGUUAGAGCACGUUGGAAUACAUGGCACUCCUCAAGUUUUUUUAAUCUUUAAGGUUGAUUUGCUGCUCCUUCCUAUCCCAUUCAGCUAAUCUUUAGGGCCCUGAAGUGAUAGAUAGUAUUGCAUUUCCUCUAAAAGGAAACAAGCCUGCAUGGGAUGAGGAGGCUGUAGGCAGAAUUAUAUAGAGGGACCAUAGCCAGGGAAUCUACACACAAUACAGAUCCACUAGCCCAGAAUUUUCUUAGAGGGGAAGGCACAGCAGUCAUUGCCAACUGCUUCAGCUCAAGAUGAUAGCAGCAAUUAUGAGUGGCUAAGCAGGUGCACUAUGCCCUACCUGCUGAUUGGGAGGAAAAUCCUCUCAACCGUCACAUAGGUUUGAGGGUUUUUGUUUUUGUUUUUUGUUUUGGUUUGGGUUUUUUUGGUGCAAAACCCAUUUACUCAGGUUUUGUGCUACAAAUGUGAAUUGUAUCCUAUGCACAGAAGAUCAAGUAUGUGUAUUCCAGAUCCAAUUUAACAGGACCACAAGACUUCAAAUGAUUCAAGCGCUUCAUACUGAGAAGUGCAUGAGGUGUUCUCAGUCUGUCUGGUGAUAAAUAACUGAAUGUCAAUGAUACUUUGCAUUUCCUGACAAGCAUUCAUUUUUCAGGUUAGAAGUUUAACAUCUACUAUAGCACACAAGCUGCUACCUCUUCAUUGUCUGCUGGUAAAAUUGCGCUAGCUUUUUCUUUUUUUCUUUUUCUUUUUUUUAAAAAAAAAACAACACAUUUCUCUGUGAGAAAACACUUUAGACAGGACAAAAUGAGAAAAUGUAUCUCUUUGUAUUCCCCUUCCUGAAGAAAAUGUACAGUAAUGUAAUUUUAAACUCUGUAUAGUUAUACUGCCAAGCGGGACACUUCACCCGAGUGUUUUGUAAUGUUGUUGUUAAAUCACCACUAAACCGGAUUUUUAUAUUGAAAUCCCAUUUUUUUAGCUUUGCUUUCCCAAUAAGUUUUGUUUCUCUCUGCUCUAAUAGAUGCCUUUUAAAAGUCUUUUUAAAAAAAAUAAAAUAAGGAAAAAAUUUAAGAAAAAGAAAAACAAGACACCUUUACGUAACUUUUUAAGUGGGUUGCAUUAGGACCAAAGAGAGUAUGUCUUAUUUUCUUGCUUUAAAGUAAUAAGUCAAAAUGCCAAUCGAUCACCUCUUUCACAGUUUCUUAUUGGGGGCGGAGAGGGGGAAUCAUUGCCCCCUAAUCCUGCAAAAGGAUCUGCACUGAGCCCCACUGAAGUCACUGGGGCUCUUCAUGAGAACAAGGAUCUGCCCACAGAGAUCCAACUGGAGCCAUGCAUAGCACGUGGGCCAAAUCUGAUGUCUUUAUUCAAUUUUGACAUGUGGUCUGCUCAGUCAAAACUCUUGUUAAAUUAAGGGGAGUUUGGACCAAACAGGGUCUGACUGAAAACUGAACAAGGACGUCAGGUUUUGGAAGUGUCAGGAAAAAAAAAUGUGAGUGGAAAAUAAUGAAGUGGUUGUAUCACUGCUUUUCAUCUGGGGAAGGUUGUAGGCAGAUAAGACUGUCACUUUGCAAGCAUGUUUUUGAUUACAUUAUUUCUUUCAAUAUGGGGUGCGAACUAAAAGCAUGAGAUUUUCAUGACUGACUUUUAUCUCCCUGCCAGACAUUCUGCCUGCUUUGAACACUGCACAGGUUUUCAGGGCAUCAGUAUUUCCUUA
Messenger RNA from Chelonoidis abingdonii (Abingdon island giant tortoise), 10242 nucleotides. NCBI's taxonomy places the organism in Eukaryota, Metazoa, Chordata, Testudines, Testudinidae. The record is from RefSeq and is a predicted model, not a curated record.